Rhincodon typus (whale shark) is the source of this 3946-nucleotide messenger RNA. RefSeq names its product PRP3 pre-mRNA processing factor 3 homolog (yeast) (gene prpf3). Lineage: Eukaryota; Metazoa; Chordata; Chondrichthyes; Orectolobiformes; Rhincodontidae. The transcript is spliced from 15 exons. Gene Ontology annotation, biological process: mRNA splicing, via spliceosome. The record is from RefSeq and is a predicted model, not a curated record. The coding region runs from base 13 to 2067 and encodes 684 amino acids. Gene Ontology annotation, cellular component: U4/U6 x U5 tri-snRNP complex.
AGUUCAGCAGAGAUGUCGCUGUCCAAGCGUGAUCUGGACGAACUGAAACCAUGGGUGGAGAAGACGGUGAAGAAGGUAUUGGGCUUCUCAGAGCAGACUGUAGUCACGGCCGCACUCAACUGUGUGGGCAAAGGAAUGGACAAAAAGAAAACAGUGGAGCACCUGAAACCAUUCCUGGAUGAUUCAACGGUGCGGUUCGUGGACAAGCUGUUCGAGGCGGUGGAGGAAGGUCGCAACACCCGGCACUCCAAAUCUGGUGGCGAGAAACACAGGAAAAGGGAGCUAAAGGAGGUCUUUGGUGAGGAUUCGGAGGUCACUCGGGAAUUGUCAUCCAAGAGGAGACGGAUCCUGAGGUUUGAAGAGGUUGAGGAGAAUGACAUUAUCCCUGGACCACCCACAGAGAGUCCAGGAAUGCUAACAAAGAUUCAGAUCAAACAGAUGAUGGAAGCGGCGACCAAACAAAUUGAAGAACGGAAACGGCAGCUGAGUCUAAUCACACCUUCGUUCCAGCAGCGGGUUUCGGCCCUGGCUCCCAAUGCUGACCUGCCUCCGAUGGGCCAGACCAUCCAGCCAUCGCAGGCAGCCUCCUUCAUGAACGACGCCAUUGAGAAGGCCAAGAAGGCGGCCGAACUGCAGGCCCGGAUCCAAACCCAGCUCUCCUUGAAGCCAGGGCUGCUCCAGAGCACCAACCUGGUGGGCCUCGCCAAUCUGCAUGCCAUGGGCAUUGCCCCCCCCAAAGUGGAGUUAAAGGAGCACCUGAAGCCGACGCCGCUGAUCCUGGAUGACCAGGGCCGGACGGUGGACGCCACUGGGAAGGAGGUGGAGCUGACCCACAGGAUGCCCACCCUGAAAGCCAACAUCCGGGCGGUGAAGCGGGAACAGUUCAAGCAGCUGCUGCUGAGGGAGAAGCCCAGCGACGACCUGGAGAGCAACACCUUCUACGACCCCCGUGUGCCCGUGCUGCCCUCCCAGCGCCAGAAGAGGAUCUUCCGCUUCCACGAGAGGGGCAAGUUUGAGAAAAUAGCCCAGAGGAUACGCACCAAGGCACAGCUGGAGAAAUUGCAGACCGAAAUUGCACAGGCGGCCAAGAAGACGGGCAUCCAGACCUCGACCAAGUUGGCACUGAUUGCCCCCAAGAAGGAGCUGAGGGAGGGCGAGGUGCCGGAAAUCGAGUGGUGGGAUUCCUACAUCAUUCAAAGUGGGAUUGAGCUGACACCAGAGAAUCUGAAGAACGAACAGAAUUUUCACGGCAUCACGAACCUGGUGGAGCAUCCAACUCAAAUCAGCCCUCCCGUUGACACAGACAAGCCGGUGACACUUGGCGUUUACCUGACCAAGAAGGAGCAGAAGAAGCUGCGACGACAGACCCGACGGGAGGGCCUGAAGGAGAUGCAGGAGAAGAUCCGCUUGGGGCUCAUGCCUCCUCCCGAGCCCAAGGUGCGGAUCUCCAACCUGAUGCGAGUUCUUGGGACAGAGGCUGUGCAGGAUCCAACCAAGGUGGAGGCUCACGUCAGGGCACAGAUGGCUAAGAGGCUCAAGGCUCAUCAGGAUGCCAACAGCGCCCGAAAGCUGACGGCUGACCAGCGGAGAGAGAAGAAGGUCAAGAAGCUGAAGGAAGACGUGUCCCAGGGCGUCCACAUCGCAGUCUACCGAAUCAGAAACCUGAGCAACUCGGCGAAGAAGUUCAAAGUGGAAACAAAUGCGGGGCAGCUAUACCUGACAGGGACUGUGGUCCUGCACAAAGACGUUAACGUGGUGGUGGUGGAGGGAGGUCCCAAAGCACAGAAGAAAUUCAAACGUUUGAUGCUGCAUCGUAUAAAGUGGGCUGAGCAGACGGCCACUUCUCGGGAUGAUGAAGACGACGGAUCGGAUGAUGAGGUUGUGAAGAAGGUGAACAAGUGUGUACUAGUGUGGGAGGGCACGGCGAAAGAGAGGAGCUUUGGUGACAUGAAAUUCAAGCAGUGUCCAACAGAGAGCAUGGCACGGGAGCAUUUCAAAAAACACGGAGUGGAACAGUACUGGGACCUGGCGAUCAGUGAAUCGGUGCUGGAGGUUACAGAGGACUGAGGCGGCAUCACUCCGCUCCGUGUCUUCCGACUGUCUAUGGCCGUUUUGGAUUUUUCACGGGUGUUGGGCCUGGGAGGGAGAGAGGAGGUGGUGUCUUGGCGUGAGACGGGCUUUCCUCUGGGGCUGGGAAGAAGCCAGGAGUUCAAAGGCUCUCUAAUCGAAAAUGCAGGAAUUCAAUAUUGCCUCCAGAUAUAGAUACCGCUAUUCUCUUGUGCACCCCAUUGUCCGCACAGCCAUCGUGUCGUUAGAGCAUGUAGGAGACUGGAAAGAUGUGCAGUCCUUUCUGAACUAAUGUCAAUGGUGCAUAAGUCUGCCAGGGGAAAGAAGUAUUGAGUGUUGCAAAUGUGAUACAGUGGCCAGUCACAGCAUGAUGAGAGAGGGGUUGAUGGGGGUUGGCGGUGGGGAGGGGGGUCUUGUAAUCCCUUUUCCAGUCCGUUUUGACAAUUCUGAUGCUUUUGAGCUGAAUUGUUUUCUGAACAGCUUCUAGUCUCUUUGGAGCCACACGCCCUGUUAGGAACCAGCUGCUUCCUUCACCCUAUCCAUCCCAGUAUGUGAUGAUGUGCAUUUUUGUUACAUGUAAUAGGAUUGGAGAGAGCAGAGAUUGGGGUGAGGAGGGGUGGGGGGGUGGGGGGAUGGUGUGUGGUGUCGGUGUGGUCAUUUGUUUUCUCCACCUUCCCCAGGUCUAGAACCUUCAUUUGUGGCACACGGACAGUGAGAGUUGAUGAGCUGCUCAGACUGUGCGUGCGUUGCUGUCGACCUUUGGCGGACAUGUGCAUGCAGUUACCACAUCGUGAUUUUUCACUCCCUGCUCACCUCCGCAAAAAAAAAAGCUGACAUGUGCUUCUCUUGGGGUUGGUCAAACAGGUUUCUGAAAUCCAUGCCACUUUCACCCACUGAAGACCUUUAGGACAAAUUCAGUUUUGAGCAUCGAUCGAAAAGUUCCCUUUUUAUUUAAACUCGGACUGAGCCCUGGGUCCCCCACUUUAUUCGAGUUCAGCGAUGAGUGCAUUUGAGUUAUUUUAUUCUGGACCUUCUGCUUGUGGUGUUCCUGCAGUUUGUGCAAAUGUACACUCCUGACAAAAAUUCUGCGGAGAAUGCAGUGUUAUUUUUCCCCCAGAGACUCAUCUCUCUUUCUUAUUCUCUCUCUCUGGCCCUAAUGUGUUCUUGUUCUGUUUGCCCUGUCUGCUGGUGAUGAGGUAUUCUGGUUAACAGAUGAAUGGUCACUGCAGUGGAGUGACCCUGACUUUGCCACACAGAGGUGGGUUGGAAUCUCUCUGGUCUGAAGUCUGGAUUGCCCCUCAUUUGGAGGACAGCGCAGCCUUGUGUGGUCAGGAUUUUUACUGCACUUUGUACUUGAGAGCCCAAGGACGUUGUGAGAGCUCUCUCUGUGCUGCAGUGGUUCUGUUUCUGAUGCUGAGGUUAAGACAGAUUGUUUCUUUGUGUAGCAGAGCUUUACUCUGAAGCUAACCCUGUGCUGUCCCUGUCCUAGGAGUGAUUGAUGGGGGGGACAGUGUAGAGGGAGUUUUACUCGUUAUCUAACCCCCUGCUGUAACAGCUCUGAGAUGAUACAACGCUGACUCUGGGGAGUGAUGUCUAAUGUGUGAAAUUGUCCCAGUUCUGCCAUGUCCUGAACUUGACACUCUGACAAGUGCUGGCAUUCCUUGACAUACCUCAAGGUGACCCUCUCGUCGUACCCUUAUGUCCUGCGCUCGACCUGAAUAAUCUCCCAUUAACAGCCGAUUGUUACCUUUCAAGUGAGAACCUCAAAGAGUGUGUCAACAACCUGUAAAAAGAAGAGAAGCUGCUCAGAUACGAUUUCAGUGCUGUAGAGGGUUACAGCUUGGAGUUUCAUAAUAAAGACUAAUUAUUUUUUUCUAAA